This is a messenger RNA of Triticum urartu, 1104 nucleotides long. RefSeq names its product germin-like protein 4-1. Gene Ontology annotation, molecular function: manganese ion binding. The record is from RefSeq and is a predicted model, not a curated record. NCBI's taxonomy places the organism in Eukaryota, Viridiplantae, Streptophyta, Magnoliopsida, Poales, Poaceae.
CAAUUACCAAGCUCAAACACUGGCUAGCUUACCCUGACAGACAUUGUUAGGUCUUGCAAGUGAAGCUAGGAAAGAAAAACCAUGGCGGCUUCCCGUGCCUUGGCUGCACUGCUUGCUGUGGUGGUACUCGUGGUCUGUUCUCCGGCGCCUCGUGUUCUGGCUACUGACCCGAGCCAGCUCCAGGACUUCUGCGUUGCUGAUCUAAUGAACCCUGUGAUUGUGAAUGGGUUCGUGUGCAAGAACAUGAAGAUGGUGACGGCGAACGACUUCUUCUUGCCCGGGCUUAACAAGCCGGGCAAGUUGAACGCUCAGGGCUCAGCGGUGACACCGGUGACGGUGAAGCAGCUGGCGGGGCUGAACACGCUGGGCAUCUCAUUGGCGCGCAUCGACUUCGGGCCCAACGGCGGGCAGAACCCACCCCACACGCACCCUCGCGGCUCCGAGAUCCUCACCGUGAUCAUGGGGCAGCUGCUGGUGGGGUUCGUCACUUCCAACCAGGCGGACGGGAAGAACCUGCUCUUCACCAAGCAGCUGGUGGAGGGCGACGUGUUCGUGUUCCCGCAGGGGCUCAUCCACUUCCAGGUGAACAACGGCAAGGUACCCGCCGUGGCCAUUGCCGCGCUCAGCAGCCAGGACGCCGGCGUGAUCACCAUCGCCAACGCCGUCUUCGGGUCCACGCCGCCCAUCAGCGACCUCAUCCUCGCCAAGGCCUUCAUGACAGAGAAGGACACCGUCGACUGGAUCCAGGCCAAGUUCGCACCGGCCAUGAGCGGCAAUAGCAGCAUGGGCGGUGGCGGCUACAUGCCGCCCGGCGGCAACAGCACCGGCGGCGGUGGCGGUUACUAUCCUGGCAUGCGCAAGCAGAAGCCCUAAAUGACGGACGGACGGCCAUCCUAUAGGUAAAGAAAAAACAACAAGCCACUGGUAAACAGAGUGUGGUGUAGUAAGUCGUGUACCAGCAGGUGUUUGUGGAUCGAGGGGUACGUACGUAUACGUGCUAGCACUCGGUCGUGUCGAAUAAAUAGUGCCCAAAGUGCACCGGUGUACUAGCUAAAUGCUGUUAAAUUUCUAUAUGGAAUAAUAAAUUCUAAGGUUUGGUCAUAA